AUGCCUACCCGGCUCAUAGACGUCCGCAUGAGCGUCUUCAGUAGCGAGACCUCGACUCCCCCAUAUGCAAUCCUAUCACAUACCUGGGUCGAAGGCCAGGAGGCCGACUUCCAGGAAAUGACGCGGGUCAUGGACUCGGAUCAAAUGCACACCUGCUGCAUCAACAAGAGCGAUCUCACCGAGCUCAGCGAGUCCAUCAACUCCAUGUUCAAAUGGUACAAGGGCGCUCAGGCUUGCUACGCCUACCUCGCCGAUCUCGAAGCGGACGCCGACGUGGACACGCGACUCCGCGGUUGCCACUGGUUUACCCGCGGCUGGUGUCUGCAGGAGCUUGUCGCUCCGAGGUCCUUGAUAUUCCUCGAUCAGACGUGGGCCACCGUCGGUACAAGGCGCGUGUUCAAGAGCCUGGUCGUAACCAUCACCACGAUUCCCGUUCACGUUUUGCACUCUGCCAAAGACAUUUCCGAAGUACUGGCGGGGACCCCCAUAGCCACGAGGAUGUCAUGGGCGGCAAACGGGGCAACGGCCAGGGUAAAGGACCUUGCCUACUGCUUGCUAGGCAUAUUCGACGUCAACAUGCCGUUGCUUUACGGCGAAAGCAGCAAAGCAUUUCUGCGCCUGCAACAGGAGAUCAUCAAACAGUCCAAUGAUCUCAGCAUCUUCUUCUCCUGGGACAACCCGGGCGAGCGAGCAAAAAGCCGCAACUGCCGGGGGAAUCACGGGGGUCAAAGCCCAUACCGCUCGCUCCUUGCUCGAUCGCCGGCCGACUUCUGGCCCAUAAUUCAUUGCGAAUGCGCCAAGGUCAGAGGAGCAACGCUUCGAGGGCUGGGCGCACAGCAGUCUUCCUUUACCAUGGAGAAUGCGGGGCUGUUCAUCCGAGAUGCUAUAAUGGAAGUCCUCAAACUCGAGUCUGGUGGGAGAUGCUACGCCCUGAAGAUCAUCGAAACACAACAUCCAGGCCAAUGUAAACCUCUCCAUAAUCCAGACAUGUAUCUUUUUCUGGAAAAGGUCGACCCCGGCAGGUUUGCACGGCUGAGCUACGGGUUUCUUGGGCGCUAUGGCGCAUACGAGCCGCGGGCCCCCAGCGGAUAUCUCGGCAGCAGCGAGACGCCGGUGGAGGACGCCACCGAGGCCACCCACCCAAGGUCCUGGUAUUCUGGACGCGUCAGUUUUGAAGGAGAUUCGCAUGUCAUCACCGACCACGUACUGACCGCCGCUUGUCGACCUAAGCGGGCCGUUAUCUUCGCCUUUGAAUUCGCUGGAAGCCGCAUUUUGCCUUCUGAUCUGAAUUUGGUUAGCUGUGUCAACGCCGAGCCUCGAGGGCGUUUUGACUCGCCAACUCUGAGCUUCCUUCGCCCAAGGCCGUAUCAGGCCACGUGGUUUCAUCUGCUCGGAUACGCGCACAUACGACUAAGUCCGCUCCGCCGCUCGGCCCUGGAACAACUUCGGGCGUGCAGCUUUUACGUUGUCUGCACCUUCUGGCCGCGUUAUGGAUCUGGCAUCAAGAUCUUUUCGCCUAAACUAUGGGGAGUGUCUCGCUGA
Messenger RNA from Gaeumannomyces tritici R3-111a-1, 1542 nucleotides. RefSeq lists its product as hypothetical. The record is from RefSeq and is a predicted model, not a curated record. Bases 1 to 1542 code for a protein of 513 amino acids. Lineage: Eukaryota; Fungi; Ascomycota; Sordariomycetes; Magnaporthales; Magnaporthaceae. The transcript has 2 exons.